GUCCUUACCAUAGUUCUGAAGCAGAUAAUCGAAGUUGGGCUUUCCACUGGGUGUCACCCAGAGCCUCCUGCUGCCCCAGCCCUCGGUGAAGGCGCUGGAGAAAACACAGGGGAGGUGAAAAAGGAAGUAUUUGUUAAACCUGCUUCCGGAGUACACGCUCUGAGCACCCGCGCCUCACAGCCCCGCGCCGGCCAGAGCGAAAGCGGCGAGGUACAGACACUCAUAGGCCGCGGUCGUCCCGGAGCACUCGAGCGGAACCUAGAGCCCGCGGUCUAAGUUCCUGGCCGAGCCUGAAACACGGCGAGCCAGUUCUUGGGCGCAUGCUCGCUGCAUUCUACGGCCCUCACCCGGCGCAGGCACAGGAGCGGCCCACAGCACGAUCCUCCCAGCUCCAGGUUCCCCCGCCCCCGCGGCUUCAGAGAUUGUUGAACGGUGUCGGCCCCCAGUCUUGUCGACUUCGCGCCUCCCCCGCGACUCAGAGGCAGAGUGAUCUUGGCCGUAGUACAAACCGACCUAGGAACCAGAUGAGCAGAGACAUCUGCGUCCACACCUGGCCAUGCUCCUAUUAUUUAGAACUUGAGAAGCAAUGGGUCCCUGGAAAACUUUCAUUAACUUCUCUCUCACUAAAAUUUAUGACUGAUAAAACUAGAGAAAUUCUUGUCAACUUUCCUCUUUCUAGUAUAAUUGAGAUCAAGAAAGAAGCUUCUUAUUUUAUCUUCAGUUCUAUUACCAUCCUGGAAAAGGACCACAACAAGCACUGGUUCAGUUCCUUGCAGCCUAGUCGAAAUGUCGUUUUCAGCAUCAUCGAGCAUUUCUGGAGAGAGAUGCUGUUUUCCCAGUCAGGAGCUGCUGUUGAGGAAUCAUCCUCCCCCAUGACCAAGGGGAAGGAGUUGACUGGUCUGAUGGCCUGUACCCAGAAGCGUCUGGAAGACACAGCCAGAGUCCUUCACCAUCAGGGCGAGCAGCUUGACAGUAUCUCGAGAGGCCUGGACAAGAUGGAAUCUGACCUGGAUGUGGCUGACAGGCUGCUGACAGAACUGGAGUCUCCUUCUUGGUGGCCCUUUAGCUUCAAGCUUUGGAAGAUGCCAUCAGAAACAAAGCCCAAGUGGGAUGCCUCAAUGGCUAGUUCCAAAGCUUUUGGAAAAGAAGGGAUAGUGAUCAAAAUUCCUGCUGUUAUUUCCCAAAAAACAGAAUCUCAUGUUAAACCAGGAAGGCUCACCGUCUUUGUUUCUGGGUUGGAAAUCCACAACUCAGAUUCUUUGCUCAUGCACAGAUUUGAAAGAGAAGAAGUAGAUGACAUCAAGGUUCAUACACCUUAUGAAAUUAGCAUCCGCCAGCGGUUCAUUGGGAAGCCAGAUAUAGCUUAUCGUUUGAUAUCUGCCAAGAUGCCAGAGGUUAUCCCCAUUUUGGAAGUGCAGUUCAGCAAGAAGAUCGAGUUUUUAGAAGAUGCCUUGAUGCUCAGAAGCACUAGAACCUCUCCCCUAGCAGAGAAGGGCUACUCAGUCUGGCAUGCAGCAUCUGGGCUUUUGGACCGAGCCAUGCACUGUGAGCCCUCCUCAGGGAACCAGGAAGGGAGGCCACUUCAGCUACAGAUGAGCGAACCGUUAAUUUCCGAGGGGGACAGCCAGGAACUGAGACAGAUCCUGAGGAAACUAAAAGAUCUCGCGUUGGAUGCCGAAUCAGAGCUGGAGAGACAGGAUGAGGCCUUGGAUGGCAUCACUGCAGCUGUGGACCGGACAACCUUAACCAUUGACAAGCAUAAUCGACGAGUGAAAAAACUGACCUAGAAGGACAAGAAAGCAUAGAGGUGACUGCUUUUGUUGAGAAUCACUUCUCUGAGUACGUUGUUCUCAACUCCUGCAUGCUUCUUUUGAGAUGAAGACCCCAGGAAGUCAUUCCAAGAGCCCUGCCCCAGGAGGUGCACAGCUGCCUCAGGGUGAAGGGCUGCUGUUGACAGCUGUGAGCAGCUUAGCUUGGGGUGAUUGUGGCUUCCACCAAGGGAUUCCCUUGCAAGGAGCUGAAAGUGCAGCUGAAGGAGAGGAGUUCUGCCUGCAAAUACAGCGAGCCGCUUCCUCCCAAGGCCCUCUCGGGCUGCUUGUGGAGUCAGGAGCACACACGCAUUCAAACAUGGGCUGAGCCCUAUUGAGGUGGCCACGACAGCAAGGCGGCUCUUCAUUCUGAGGGUGGGCUGCACCCAGCACUCAGGGACCACUUUGCUUGGCCACAAUCCCAGGUCUCCAGUGGCACAACUAGCUGCAUUUUCAUCCUUUCUCCAUUCUUGAUAAGCAUAAAAAGGUUGGUUUAAGUCUCUGUGAAAGAAAUCUACUUAUUUCUAACCCUCUGCCUAUCUGAACACUCUAGGCAUAUCCUAUGUCAGCAAAAUCUCUUCUCCAGGAUCACAUUCAGGUCUGAGCCUGCCUCUCCUACAUGGGCUGCUCAGCACAGACCCCACUGCCUUCACUUUGUUCCAUUUUUCUUUGGUGAACAGGUCAGUUUCUUUUUGGUUGUAUUAUAAUUUCGAACCAAAGCUGAGUCUAGUAUACCUCAAGGUCAUCCUAUAAGCACCUGAAAUAUUUUCACUGCUCAGUUUUUAGUCAAACAUGAAAAUAGUACAUACUGCACCUAUUUUAAAAAGUGUUAAUUUUUGCUUUUUUGCCCCAUUUCUACCCGGAAACAAAAGAGAAAUGCUUGCUUUAGAAUAUUUUUUGAAGCUAUGCAUUGAUGCUGCUUUUUGCUUGGUUUUGGGUAUCUUAGUGUGUCCCUGGGAGAGCCCCUCAUGGGGAGACAAGAGGAAAGUAGAGAAGUGGGUGACCUCCCCCGAUUCUCACAACAAGCCACCUCCAGACUGCUUUGAAAUAGCAUCCCAAAGAACCUUGCACAGAGAGGCUCAUUUAGACCUUGUAGAGAUGUUACUUUGAAGCGCCUUUCCUACAGCCCUCCUGGGAUGGCGCUCGCAAGCCCUGUGCUGCCUUGCUGCACCACUCCACUUGCAUACUAAGUCCUGGAUCGUUUUAAGAAUUAAUUCACAGAGGCAGUGUAAGUUUUCUGGGGCUGCCCCAACAAAGUACCACAAACAAGAGGCUUACAACAAUAGGAAUGCACUUCCGGAGGCCAGAAGUCCAGGAUCGAGGUGUAGGCAGGCUGUGCUCCUUCUGGAGACUCUAGGAGAGGAUCAUUCCUGCCACUUCUAGUUGCUGGUACCUCCAUGUAUCCCUGAGCUUAUGGCCACAUCACCCCAGUCUCUGCCUCCAUCGUCAUGUGGCCAUCUUCCUGUGUUUCUGUGUCUCAAAUCUCCCUCUCCUCUCUCUUAUAAGGAUCCAUCCUAAUCCAAGGUCAUCUUAUCUUGAGAUCCUUACCUUGAUGACAUCUACAGAGACCGCAUUUCCAGAUAAGGUCACAUUCAGAGGUUCCCAGUGAGUAUGAAUUUCGGGUCACCUAGGGAUGCCCAGCCUUGUCAUAGCUGACCCAUUCCAAAAAGACAUGGAAAGUAGCACUUUUAGAAAGUAAUGUUCAUAGGGGUCUUUCAGUUCUUUACUGUUUUGCAAUUUGGUGUAUUAUAUUCCUAGUCUCUGUUUGUCUUACUUGGUUAGUACUUACUAACCUCCAAAAUGACAGGUGGACCUGUUCUGUCAAGGUUUCUCACGCUAAUGCAGCAUGUGAGCAGUUUGCUCUUGACCUUUCCUGGCACAUCAAGUGAUGGAGCUCUUGGAGCUCAUGGUCAUUCCAGGGGGUCUGAGCCCCAUGCAGCCCCUUCUAGUGCUUGAUGACAGGGAGGUCGGGGAGGACACGGCAGGUGUGAAGAUGUGUCAACAAGGACAGUUAUUGAGAGCUCAUGCCUAGAGGCAGCGGCAGCUGGAUCACGUCCCUAGGGAACUUGGAGGAAUGCUGGAGGAAAGGCAGCUCGUGCCCUGGGCACAGGGCAAGUGCAGGUGUGCAGGCUGCGCCCAAAUACUGUAGCUUCUCACAGCAGCCCAUGAAGAGGGAGUUCCCCUGAGGUAGAGUAUGUGGUUCUCACCGUGGCCACACACUAGGCUCAUGCCAGGAACUCAGAAGAUACAAACACACGCACACACGCGUGCACUGACCCCAGACCCCUCAGUCAGAAUCUCUGAGGGUAUAUACAUUACCCAGAUGUUUCUAAUGAGCAGAAGGGGAAGAUCCACAGGCCAGGUGACUUACUGCCACUAGACCUGCUCUCUCUCUACAUCUAGCUCUAGAGAGCCCUGAACAGCUGAAAUGAAAACGAAUCUGUCCCACUCAUGAUGCUCUUCUGAAUCCAGGUGGGCACUGCUCAAGAGUUCCCAGUGCAGCCUCCAGCGGCCAGCCAGCCUCUGCUUGUCCUGAAUACAGAUACCACCCAGCACUCAUGUGGCAUCAGGGCUGUACACACCUCGGCUGCUAACAGGCCUCUGGAAAGCAGGGGGCCAGGACUCCUGGUGAUCCCUCGCCAGGAGCAAGCCCUGAGCUCUCUGGGCCUCACGCUCUCCUAAUCCAUCACCUGGGGAUGCCUAAAGCCCAGACACUCUGGGCAUGAAGGUGUGUGGUACAGAAGACAUUGUACUGUUAGAGGAUUAUUCUCCAGGCCUUUUCUCUCCCAUGAAUAGUUAAAUUGAUAGAGACUAUGGUCUGUUUAUGUGGAGACUUAACAGUGUAAAAAAAAAAAAAAGGCCAUCAGGGGCCAUUUUAUGCUAUUUUUUUUAACCUUGGCCCUAGAGUUAACUUUUUUAACCUUAACCCCUUCCAGUAGCAGAAAAUCCAUGUGCCAAACUGUUAGUCACCAAGGCUGAAACAAAAUUGCCAGGAACCGUAUAACACCAGGCAUUGAUUCCCACGGCACACUGAUUCCCCACCCCAGUUGCGCUAAUUCCACCUCCCAUUGCUCCCUCAACUUAUGGUGCACUGACUCUGCCUCCACACUUCAGACAUGGGAAGGACACGAGGGGGAACAGAUAUUAUGAUGCUCCUAGAAGCAGUACCAGGGGAAGGAGAUGAGCAGGUAGGCUGGUGAUCUCUCCUGCCAUCCUCAGGCAGCCCAGGUGGUAAGUGCCAUGAUGCUUAGAACCAAGUGGAUCCCAUCAGGUGAGUAGACCCUCUGGAGAGUGGCAGGAAGGGCACACUGAGCCUGUUGGCAUCAUCAUCGCUGGUGUUUGGAUCAGGACCUAUUGUGUGUCCUGUUUUGUUUUUUACUUUCCUGAUGUGGAGUAUGUCCUCUAACAUUGACAUUGGGUUUAUGUGUGGGGUCAGGCUCACCCACAUGAGUACCAAACUCUAUUUGCCGCUGUUUAGCCUGUGACUGAGGGAAUUAUGAGGGGAUUAUGUUAGUUUGUUGUCACCCCGUAAGGUGUUUGUACUUCCUAAAACAUGUAACACUUUGAGCUCAGUUUUACACUCUGUAGAGGUGGGCAGAAUACAAGACCCACGUCUGAUGCAGCUGUGAGACCAAUAUUGAGCUGAAAUGAAACUGCUUUGACAUUUCAUCAAAAAUGGCUGAUCCUUUUGUUUGUUUUGUUUCUAUAUAAGGGUCAGGUAGAAAAUACUUCAUCUUUCAAGCCAUAUGGUGUCUGUUGUGAACAAAUGGCCAUGCUAUGUUCCAGUAAAACUACCUGUGAGAUUAGAAUUUCA
Molecule: messenger RNA, 5622 nt
Organism: Aethalodelphis obliquidens (Pacific white-sided dolphin)
Lineage: Eukaryota; Metazoa; Chordata; Mammalia; Artiodactyla; Delphinidae
Gene: SNAP47
Product: synaptosome associated protein 47
Exons: 6
Coding region: 321-1787 (488 amino acids)
Biological process (GO): synaptic vesicle priming; synaptic vesicle fusion to presynaptic active zone membrane; exocytosis
Cellular component (GO): SNARE complex; plasma membrane
Molecular function (GO): syntaxin binding; SNAP receptor activity
Source: RefSeq, a predicted model, not a curated record